AUGGACGGACUGAAUAACGUGAACCCCUAUCAAUCAUCUUACCCGGAGGGCUUUAAUUCUGAUAACACCAAUCCUCCACUAAUUCGCCAAUCCCAUACUCAAAAUUUCCUUUCUUCUGUCUCCGAUAAUGUUGAUGGGAUGUUCAUAAAUACUAUAAACUACGAAGAUACCAGAGACUAUACGGGCGAUUAUGCAUCAUUUCAAGGCAAUCCCUCGGUUUUUCAUUUUCACUCGGGUAACAUUGACACGAUGAAUUGGCAGUUGAAUCCGCAGAAUCGCGAUCAAGCCGCAACUCACGCAAACAGCUCUUCAGAACCUUGUCAAACAUUCUGUGACCCCUAUUCCGAUGUGACAAACGACAAUUCGACACAUCAUCAUUUCCAACGUCUCGGUAUUAGCACGACCAACAGUUCGUCCAUCUCAUACUUUCUCACGCAUGAGCCCACAAACUCUGGGUAUAUUUUUAUGAAAGUAGAGUACACCCAACUAGGCUGGAUAUCAGCCGCCGAUAUUAACAAAAUAUUAGAUCUAACUCAAAUUUGA
Paraglomus occultum is the source of this 543-nucleotide messenger RNA. The record is from the annotation of a GenBank genome assembly. NCBI's taxonomy places the organism in Eukaryota, Fungi, Glomeromycota, Glomeromycetes, Paraglomerales, Paraglomeraceae.